This is a messenger RNA of Paramecium pentaurelia, 1913 nucleotides long. The record is from the annotation of a GenBank genome assembly. NCBI's taxonomy places the organism in Eukaryota, Ciliophora, Oligohymenophorea, Peniculida, Parameciidae.
AUGUUAAUAUAUAUUUUAUUAUUGUGGUUAAUUAAUACUAAAAAUGGACCCGUUUUGAUUGAGAAAUUUGGAAGGAGCAAUAAAAAAUAGGUUGAAUCACCUCCACCAGAUUUUGAAUGCAUUGAUGAACUUGAUGAAGAUGAUACUACACCAAAAGAAUACCCAUUGAAAAUAGGAUCUCUGUAUCAUUUAUCUGAUGGAAAUUGGUAUUUGAGAUCAGAGGAUUCAACCAAUUAAUAAGUGACUCUAAUAAAUAUGAAUGAUAUAAGUAGAAUCAAAUUUACAGAGAAAGAAAUAGAAGCAACGUUACCUGAUAAAUAACCUGAAUAAAAAUUAAAGGAUAUGGAAUGGACACCUUUAUUAGCAUUUGAAAGAUUUCCUAGAUAAAGAGGAGGUCAUUCAAUGCAUUCAAUAGGAGAUUAUGUAGUAUUAUUUGGAGGAUGUUUGUUGAACAUUUAAUGCUUUAAUGAUUUAUUUUUAUUUAAUGCAAGAACACGUAUAUGGACAACACCAAAAGUAUUUGGAAUUCCUCCAGUAGGUAGAAGUGGUUUUGGAUCAUUAGUUAAUGGUGCAAGGUUAUAUAUAUUUGGAGGACAUACCUUAUAAGGAUUAGUGAAUGAUUUAUUUGUAUUUGAUUUAGAAAGUAGAAGUUGGAAUUAAUUAUCUUGGCCAGGCUAAGCACCAACACCAAGAGCAGGUCAUAAAAUGGUAUUGACUAAAUUAGGAGGAUUAAUAUUUGGAGGGUUUGUUGGUGAAGUAUAUUCAAAUGAUAUUUACAUUUUGGAUUUUGUAAAUGAGAGAUGGGGAAAACCAUCAGGUGGUGGAGAUGUUCCUUUAGGUAGAGAAAGUUUUUCAAUGACUUAUCAUCAUGGUUUGACUUAUGUAUUUGGUGGUUAUGCUAAAGGUAUGAUAAUGAAUGAUCUUUAUACAAUUAAUGAAGAUUUAAUUUGGUAGAAGAGAGAAGUUGAAGGUGAUAUUCCUAGUCCUAGAUAAGGUGCAGCUAUGGCUGAAUAUGAUAAUAGAAUUUUUAUAGUUGGAGGAUGUAAUCCAAUUUUAUUUGAAUGCUACAAUGAUGUUUAUACUUUAGAUACUGAAUCAAUGAGUUUUACUAAUGUGACAGUAGAAAAGAAAAGAAAUUUAAGAUAAGUAGCUUAUAGUAGUAUGGUAUUUGCAGGAUCUUUAUUGAUUCAUUUUGGUGGAUGCAAAUUGUUAUAAUAUUGUAGUGAUUCAUUAAUUGGAUUAGCUGUUGCUUCAUCUGAAACAUGUCCUCCAUGUAAAAAUGAUGGAGAGUGUAGAGCUGGUCAUUGCAGUUGCAAAUAAGGUUGGCAAGGAAUAGAUUGUACUUAAUAGGUUCUUUGUAAAUAAAAUUGUUUAGAACAAGGAAUUUGUUUAAGUAAUGGAUAUUGUAAAUGUUAUCCUGGAUAUACAGGAUCUAUUUGUUAAUUGAAUGUACCAUGUCCAGGUAAUUGUACAGAUGAAGAACAUGGAAUAUGUGAAUUGGAUGGAAAAUGUAAGUGUUUUGAAGGUUUCUCAGGUACUACUUGCAGUGGUAAUCCUGAAGUUGAUAGUAAAUUACCAUAAUCAACUGGAUGUUUGGAUGAAUGUAAUCAUAGAGGUUAAUGUAAUUAUGAAACUGGAUUAUGUGCAUGUGAAGAUGGAUUUAGUGGUCCUGAUUGUUCACUUGUCUAAGGAACAGAAUCUGGAUAUACAUCUAUUUGGGAUUUAUUGAAAGAUUAUGAUGGUGAACAUGAGAAUGAUUUAGAUACAGUUGCAGAUGCAGGAGAAGAAGAUUUAAAAUAAUUUAUUGCUACUGGAUAUAAAUUUAAUUAAAGAUAAGAAGGACCAAUGCCAAUCUUUGAUGAUGAUAUUGACAGAGUAUAUUAUGUAGAUGUAGAUGAUAACGGAAAUAUAAU